AUGCCGGCCUGCAGUUGCUCAAGCGCCGCAGCGGUCAUGCAGAACACCCACAGCUCCGGCACACAGGAACGCCGUCAAGGGCCUGUUGAAUAUUCACCGUGGUUGAGUUACGCUCAAUACGGUGAUGACCACCUUCUCUCGUCUCUGGCGCCGCCGAUAGGGGGUUCCCCUCGGCGGUGCCUAUUUGUCAAUCCUUCGAAACCCUCGCGCAACAAACCCGAUCUGUCCUUUACCGACACGGACUGGAACUUCGUAUCUGUGAACACUUCAACGCCUUAUCCCCACGGUUAUGAUGGUAUCGAUGUCCCCGCCAUGGACUUUGGGUACGGCACUGCCUCUGCCUUUCAAUCUCUCUCGGAUUCGGGCUCACUCGAGAACCAACACCUUGUUCCUGCAUCUGCUGUUCCUAGCUCGGCCAAUUCUCAAGACGGUCACUCGCACUCGCAGCCUUCUCCUGUCUCACAAUUUCCUGCUCCGGUCUCGACCACUUUUCCUAGCCCGGCUACCUCUCAGGGCGAUGACAUAUUAGGCCCGACUGGUGCUCGUGUGGAAAAGCGCCGACUCAAUACCCUCGCUGCUCGACGAUGUCGGCAGAGACGGGUUGAUCGGAUGAAGGAUCUUGAAGCGGAGCUGGAGAAGAUUCGCCAGGAAAGAGAUGAUCUGAGACUCAAAUGUUCCAAGCUGGAAGGCGAAACGGAUGCUUUGAAGGGUCUUCUCAGUCGCAAGAACAAGGGUAGUUAG
This is a messenger RNA of Penicillium nucicola, 741 nucleotides long. RefSeq names its product bZIP transcription factor JlbA/IDI-4. The coding region runs from base 1 to 741 and encodes 246 amino acids. Gene Ontology annotation, molecular function: RNA polymerase II transcription regulatory region sequence-specific DNA binding; DNA-binding transcription activator activity, RNA polymerase II-specific. The record is from RefSeq and is a predicted model, not a curated record. Gene Ontology annotation, biological process: regulation of transcription by RNA polymerase II. Lineage: Eukaryota; Fungi; Ascomycota; Eurotiomycetes; Eurotiales; Aspergillaceae. The transcript has 4 exons. Gene Ontology annotation, cellular component: nucleus.